AUGGCAACCAGACUCAAGCCCCGUUCCAACAGGACCCUAGAAGACCUCAAGAACUCCCACGAUGUCCUCUCCGGCAUGGACAGCCAGGCCCUAUGCACGUUCUGCACAUCCAAAUCCCUCGACCUCGAAACCGGUCUCAAUGCCCCCUACGGCCGCCUCCUCAAAGCCAGCAACCCGGGCAAACUCCGCUCAGACUUCUCCUCCCGCGCAGCGACCACCUCCGACGCAGCAGCCGCGGACGAACUCUUCGCCCUCCGCUGGGGUCCCACAGCCGUACCGGUCUACAACGUGACCCUCAUGUUCCUCUACCUCCACGCUCGCCAGCGCGCGCGAAAACUACCUCUCCAUCGCCUGCUUCCUCGUCGCCUCUGGCGUCAGGGUAACGGGGCGGACAUGUCAGGCACCACGGCCCUGAUGCACGCCGUUAGCACGAAACCCUACAGCGAGCCGGCCUAUGCGCAGCUCCUUCUUGACGGUGGAGGGGAGAUAAACACGGGGAACCGCUUCGGCUGCAUGGCUGCGCACGACAUCGUCAUGGUGCGGCCCGGCAGCGGUAUGGAGGGUAAGGCUGUGGAGACGCUGCGGUGGUUUGUUGAGCAUGGGGGCGAUGCGAGGAUUGCGGAUGCGGAUGGGGAUGGGGUUACGCCCGUAAGUAUGGCGGGCAAAGCCAGGAGGUUUGCUCCUCGGCUGGCGGAGGUGCUUGGGUGUGGGAUUGGGGAGGUGAAGGGGAAGGUGGUUUUUGGGCCUCCAAGGCCGCCACCGAGGUGA
This is a messenger RNA of Saxophila tyrrhenica, 768 nucleotides long. RefSeq lists its product as uncharacterized. The transcript has 2 exons. The coding region runs from base 1 to 768 and encodes 255 amino acids. The record is from RefSeq and is a predicted model, not a curated record. NCBI's taxonomy places the organism in Eukaryota, Fungi, Ascomycota, Dothideomycetes, Mycosphaerellales, Extremaceae.